AGUAAAUAUCAAAAUGCAUGCUCUUACAUCUUUAAAAAAUUAAAAUGAAAAGUUUGUUGUGGGAGUAUAAAUUUUACCUUUCUAAACCCUAGUUCUUAGUAACGGUAGAAGAAAGUGUUUCAUUGUUUCUCUAUGAAAUGGGAAAUGGAAAUCGAUGAAGAGAAAGAUCUUGAAGCCGUGCUGGGGAAAAUUUGGGAUUUGCACGACAAGCUCAGCGACGCCAUCCAUUCCAUCUCCAGAGAUCACUUCCUGAGGAGUUUCGUCAGCAAGCCUCGCCACCCCGACGAUUUCUACUACCACCACAGUUCACAGAAGGGAACCGGUCCCGGCUCCGACCAGAGCGCCGGACGGAAAAAAAACAAGCCGGCUGGGUUCGUUUUCAUUAAGGGAUUUACGCUCGAAGAGGAUGAUGAGUCUCCGUCUGUUCAGGAAGCUAUAAGUCUUAAUGCUAUCCGUACCGCCCUCGAAAAUCUGGAGGACCAACUCGAAUUAUUCCAUAACAUGCAAGCACAGCAACGAGUGGAAAAAGAUGAUGCACUUGCUCGCUUGGAGCAGAGCCGUGUUAUACUUGCAAUGAGAUUGGCCGAUCAUAGAGGCAAAAAGUACAAGUUCAUUGAAGAAGCUCAAGAAUUGGUUGGAGAUGUUCAUGAGGAGAGAGAUUUUGUUUCCCCCGAGAGCCUUUUUGGUUCUGCACCCAGGUCCCCUGGUGAGAAUUCCGUAGAAACCAAAGGGAAGUGCUCAAAUAUUCUUCUCAAUGUUCUCUUUUCUAGUUUCGAUUUUGUAAAGAAGUCCCUUAGGCUCGAUCUUGCGGGUGGGAUUCUAGGAAAUGCUGCUCUGGUUGCAUUUAGUGUGCUAGCAUUAAUGCGAAUGCAGCAAGCUGGUUUCAAGGAACAUCAUUCUUUGGACUAUCCACCAAGGCAAGAAGAUGUCCUCUACACCCAAACUCUUACCAAAGUGUCUAGACCGCCGGAUUCUUCAUCUAGGCAGGUUAAGCAGUUAGAUGUGUUGUCUGCAAGGGGAUAAGACUGAAAACAUAAAGCUGCUGUUUAGUCUUAGCUUUCUAAAACUGCCUCUGCACAGACUGAGAUGUAAAUAUAUAUAUAUGUACACUCAGACUUUGUAACAUUUUAUUUUGUGUGAUCUUGACUCUAUGCUUGUGGAGGUCAAUUUUAGUACAUUAUGCCUUGAUGUAUCCUAAUGUAUGUAGCUUCUAGCAAUUAAAAGAUCAAAACAUUU
This is a messenger RNA of Cuscuta campestris, 1236 nucleotides long. The record is from the annotation of a GenBank genome assembly. NCBI's taxonomy places the organism in Eukaryota, Viridiplantae, Streptophyta, Magnoliopsida, Solanales, Convolvulaceae.